CGCCCUGUCUCCUGCGGGGGCUCAGGAGCCGCCGGCUCCGGAGGCAUAGGCUCCUGCUGGCUGCGGUUGGCCAGAAUUUGUAGAAGGCACAGAUUUGGGAAUUUCUGAAGACUGAUUUUUUUUUGUGUGUGUGAGCUCAUAAAACAGGUGUUGUCAGUGUGUUCUGUUCUUUCCUUGCUGCUGCUUCAGCGUCUGUAAUGAUCUAGCACAGUUCAGUGGAAGUUUUCCAUGACAAAGAAAUGUCCUGUAUCUUUAGUGUCCUUGUUGGAAGCUACUAGACAUAUAUGGAUCUGAGCAUUUGGAUUGUAGUCCAGGUGGAGGACUAAAGAUACUGUCUGCAGCCUGAAAUUGUGUAGAGUCACUGACUGAAGGUUCAAGUUUGCAUUCUACAUGGUCUGAAAAACUAGAAGCCAAGGAAUUACCACAAAGUUGGCCCAGACCCAUUUGAAAUGUGGUGGUUUCAGCAAGGCCUCAGUUUCCUUCCAUCAGCCCUUGUAAUUUGGACAUUUGCUGCCUUCAUAUUUUCCUACAUUACUGCGAUAACACUCCACCAUGUUGACCCUGCAUUGCCUUAUAUCAGUGACACGGGUACGGUUGCUCCAGAAAGAUGCCUGUUUGGGGCAAUGCUUAACAUCGCUGCAGUUUUAUGUCUUGCCACCAUGUAUGUUCGUUAUAAGCAAGUUCAUGCCCUGAACCCUGAAGAGAACAUUAUCAUCAAAUUAAACAAGGCUGGCCUUGUACUUGGAAUCCUGAGUUGUUUAGGACUUUCACUUGUGGCAAAUUUCCAGAAAACAGCACUAUUUGUUGCACAUGUAUGUGGAGCUGUGCUCGCCUUCAGUAUGGGCUCAUUAUAUAUGUUUGUUCAGACCAUCCUUUCCUACCAAAUGCAACCCAAAAUUCACAGCAAACAAGUCUUCUGGAUCAGACUACUGUUGGUUAUCUGGUGUGGAGUAAGUGCAUUUAGCAUGCUGACUUGCUCAUCAAUUUUGUACAGUGGCGAUUUUGGUGCUGAUUUAGUACAGAAACUGCACUGGAACCCUGAGGAUAAAGGUUACGUGCUUCACAUGGUCACUACUGCAGCAGAAUGGUCCAUGUUGUUUUCCUUUGUUGGAUUUUUCCUCACGUAUAUUCGUGAUUUUCAGAAAAUUUCUUUGCGGGUGGAAGCCACUUUGCAUGGAUUAACCCUCUAUGACACUGCUCCUUGCCCUGUUACAAAUGAACGAACACCGCUGAUUUCCAGAGAUUUCUAAUGAAAGGAUAAAAUAAAUGUGUGAUGAUUAUGAUUCUCAGGGAUUGAGGAAAAGUUCACAGAAGUUGCUUAUUAUACACUGAAGUUUUUAAUGAGGUAAUCAAUGCAGACUGACAUUUAUGAAGAAUGGUAAUCAGGAGACAUGUAAUAAGCCCUUUGAUAAGUUUUCUUAAAGGAUGUCAUUACAAAGAAGACUAUUUAAAAACAUUUAUCCCAAUAAUUUUUUUUAAUCUCAGAAAAUAAAAACCAAAGGACUACAACAUUGUAGUUUUUUUCUACUUUAUUAAAGAGAAACAGUUUGAACUGUACCAAGUAGGCUGGGUAACUGGCCUUAAACAUUUUGUAAGUUAUUGUAAAAGAAUCUGUUAGUACUUUUAUGAGUGACAUUUUCAGUGAUCCAAAAUAAGGAGCAUUGGUCAGCAAAUCAUUUCGAAUUAGGAUUUGAAGUUGAAGUUGGACUAUAUUAAUAUAUUUCUUACAGUGCUUAAACUUCUAGUGUUGUUCCAGCAUCGCCUCGUAAAUAUGACUUGACCUGAACUUCAUGUGAAUUCUUUGGUAGAUUAAAUUUUGCACAAGAGAUUCAAUAAGUAUUGAAGUGAUUAUGACCACAAGGCCAGGUACCAUACUAAUUGAUCUGUCAUGCAUGCUUACAGUAGUUGCAUAAAGCCUAUGUCUCUGGGACUGUUACAUUCAUAAUGACCAGUGAAGGGAAGAGACACCUAUAGCAAAUUUGCUACCAUUAUAUUCUAUAUUAAUAAGGAAAAAGCGUUAAUGGCUGAUGACAUGGCUCAGUAAGUAAAGUCACUUGCUGCUUAGCCUGACAACCUGAGUUUAAUCCCUGGCUCCCACGUAAUGCAGAGAGCUCAACUCAUGUGAAUCCCCACAUGCAUACUGUGGCAUGCACAGGCACUUACAAUAAAUGAAUAUAACAAGAUAAAUUUUGAUAUUCCUAAAUAAGACUGAUAAGUCUGCGAAUAAAAAUAGAUAUGAUUACUAACAAGCAAAAGUCUCCCCAAACUGCAGUUAGGUGCUUCUUGGAUUUUCACUGAUAGAAAAUUAUAAUUACUAAUAAAAGUAGUCUUAAGCAGGUAGAUGUUGAGCUUUUUUAAUGGAAUGUGAUCUUUAAGAACCUAGAUUUUAGAGAACAGACUCAAAUCAGAAGCAAAAAUUAAAACCAAGGUACAUGUGAUACAUGCAUCUAUCUUUUUCUCUUGUCAUACAAAUGAUUGUAUAGUUUCUACUUGAUUCUCUCUGCAGAUAAUGAUUCAUAGAUCCCAAUAAGAUUAAAAGGAAGAAUGACCUAGAAAGUGCCCAAUGUCAAACUAGUUUAUAAAAGAAUCUUUGAAGAAUACUAACCUAGUUUAUAUUUUUAGAAUAGAUGGGACUAAAACCAGAAGAAAAAUGGUAAGAAGGAGCAAUUUAAGGGAAAAUGUUUAUAUAUUGGAGCUAUAGACUUCUAAUAUAAGUAAACUGUUAGAUAUAGGAGUCAGAAACUGUUUCUGAAGAAACAUUCUAACCUAAUAAGUAAAGAGUACUUACCUAUGCCAAGCAGCAGUGUAUAGGGAAGACAUUUCAGUAAACAGUGGUUGAUUGAUCACUAGGGGAGAAACUUCCAUACAGAUCAUGAAAAGGUAUUAUGCCUUUCAGUAAUCGUGAUGUAACCACACAUGGAGGGUAUCUGUUCCUGAUUGUUAUCUAUCAAUAAAUCAAGUUAGGAAGUAUCUGCAGGGUGGCGAAAUGGAUGUUAAUAGACUCAGUCAUGAAACUAAAUAUGGGGAAGGUGGCUAAGGGAAAAACCUAGACUUGUUAAUUGCCCCAUAGAAUAUUAACCUUAGAGAUAUGUAUCAGACAAUAAAGAAAUUGUUUUAAGAUAGUAUUUAAAUUCUGCUAGUUAACUUGCCCUUAAAAAUAAGAAAAACUGAAAACAAUGGGUUUAAGGAAGAGAUUAUAAAUCAAGAAAAAUAUGGACUAUGUGUUCCUCCCAAACCUUAAGGCUGACAUGAUGAUAGACAGUGAUAGUCUUCCUCUAAAUAUCCCUUAUCGAUAUGUCGAAUACAGUAGUUUGGAUAAAAUAAUGACUUUUAAAAAUCUGUGUUGUGUCUGUGUGUGUGUGUCUGUGUGUGUCUGUGUGUGUCUGUGUGUGUGUGAAACUUUAGCUUUCCAAAUAGGUCUUACAUGUACACAUGAGCAAUACUAAAUGGACUUAGUAUAUAUUAUACACACGUAAUAAGAGUUCAUCAAUUUGAGAGGGAGUGGGGGAACAUGGGAGAAGUUGGAGGGAGAGAAGGGGAGUAGAAAUGAUGUAAAUACAGUACUCAUGUAUGAAAUUAUUAAAAACAUAAAUAGUGAAUAGAAUUAUCAGGUACCAUGAACUGAGAGUGAAAAAUCUUAUUUCCUCUUUGUCUUAGAUUUACAGGUGAUGGGAUUAUAGGAGUGUGCUACCAUCCCUGGCUUUUAAGGGUCUGUAAGCCACUGUAUCCUCCAAAGGACCUGUUAAUUGACUAAAAGAGUUGUCCUGAGGCUCAGGAAGUCAAGGAAACAAGUAUAUUAUAAAGAAAAUGCCCCAGAUAUCCUAAAAUUUGCAAUGAUGAUGUAGUGCACAGAAAAAUUUAUUGUUUAGGAAACUAGCAGUUCAGCUGAAAAGUACAAAGAUUAUAAUAGGAUCUCACCAAUGCUCAGACCCCGAUCUCUGCUGAAAGCAUGUUUGUCACUUGUCAUCAUCAAAUGGAAUGAUGAAGUGUGUCACACUGUAGCCACAAAGGCCAGGUCCUCUCCAUCAGCAGAGCAGAUUGAUUCAGGCUCCCAGACACGAAUGCCUGGGCAAAAGAAGGGCAUACUGUUUGCUGAAGGUAGCUAUUAAUGUUUUUCAUAGGCCGGGUGUGGUAGCACAGGCCUUCAAUCCCAGCAUUGGUGAGAUAUAGGCAUGCAGAGCUCUGUGAGUUUGAGGCCAGCCUGGUCUAUAUAGGGAGCUCCAGGCCAGCCAGAGUGACAUAGUGAGACCCUGUCUCAAAAAAGAAAAAUGGGGGGAAAAAAAAGGAAAAAACUAAUUUUUUUUCAUACUAUUGUCUUUUUGUAGAAGAUAUCUGGCAAAAAUAAAAAAAAAAAUGGCAAGACGUAAAAUUUCCUG
Messenger RNA from Nannospalax galili (Upper Galilee mountains blind mole rat), 4376 nucleotides. RefSeq names its product DNA damage regulated autophagy modulator 2 (gene Dram2). Gene Ontology annotation, cellular component: lysosome. The transcript has 11 exons. Gene Ontology annotation, biological process: regulation of autophagy; photoreceptor cell maintenance. The coding region runs from base 450 to 1250 and encodes 266 amino acids. The record is from RefSeq and is a predicted model, not a curated record. Lineage: Eukaryota; Metazoa; Chordata; Mammalia; Rodentia; Spalacidae.